UUGAGCCUUUUGAGCGUUGCACGAUGAGAUAUGCCUGGGAAAAUUGACCCAAGAUAGCUGAGCUUCGAAACUCGAGAUUGAGGAGCACUACUGGGCAUCCACUUCGUCCUCCGUUUACGACGGGUCGUCAGCGGUAUACGGAGACCGCGCGGGAGGUUACUCGGGUGCCUUAGGGACAGAUUUACGGGGGUCGUCAGGAGUGGUGCAUUGUUGCACUUGCAACGCGCAGGAAGCUAGAUCACGCACAGUGUGCCCAGUAACUUAGCUAUGACCACGGAAAACAGGAGCAAGUCUGUGUCACCUUUUCUUCUUCUGUGUGUCUUUACGUCGGUCUUGUCUCCAUUUCAGUUCGGCUAUCAUGCAGGGGUCAUUAACCAGCCGAGGGAGGCUAUGCACACAGCCAUACCCAUGGACGACUGGCAGUGGGGCUUCUUCGUCUCGGCAUUUCUUCUUGGCGGGACGAUCGGAGGUCUGACUGGCGGACACCUUUCGUCGGCGUUCGGCCGCCGCCGCUCCAUGGUAUACGGCAACAUCCUGUUUGCGCUGGGAACUCUCAGCAUCUCCUUUGCCCAAACCGUUCUGGCGCUGUAUGCUGGUCGGGUACUUGCCGGUGUUGCCUCCGGGUGGGCGACGGCCAUUGUACCCAUUUACAUCAACGAAAUCAGCCCGAAGGCCCAAAAGGGAAUCCUUGGGAGCAUGAACCAACUUGGCAUCGUUUUGGGGAUUUUGGUCAGCGUCCUCGUCGGAUUGGGAUUAGCGACCAUUGACGGCUGGCGGUACAUGUUUGGCCUAGCACUUCUUCCUUGCGUUUUGCAGUGGGUAUUGCUACCCAUGUGUGUCGAAUCUCCAGCCUGGCUUGCAUCUCGACGACUGAGCCGCGAUAGCCGUGAAGCACUCGAGCGUCUCUACGGAGUCUCUCGCACCUCUACCGACGACGAUUCAACAACCAGUCUGAACCAACGUCGACAGUCCGACGAGAGCAUUGAAGUUGGGGGAGACCAAGAUUUCUAUGAUGACGAGGACGCUAACGCGCAGUCACCCGAUUCUUUGCUUGCACCGCCGCUCACCAGUACCACCUCCUCGAGUCAGCUUCAUUCUCCGCCGAGCAUGUCCUUUAUCCAAAUGGUGACGGCGCCGGAAUUGAGGAGGCCACUCCUCUGUGCAGUUGGGAUUCACGUCACGCAGCAGUUCAGUGGGAUCAAUGCCGCGAUGUUCUAUUCGACAACGAUUUUCAUUCAAAACUACAAGCGCGAAACCGCGAUCUAUCUUACUGUCCUCAUUUCCGUCGUCAACACCAUAAUGACCCUCCUCUCGACGGCCCUCAUUGACAAACUCGGUAGAAGGCCAUUGUUACUUGUAUCAGAAUUGGGGAUGGGCUUGUGCUCUGUCGGCAUCUUCGCCGCAGCGAGUGUCGAAGGUGUCAACCCCGCCGCUAUUGUCGCGCUGUUGAUGGCGUUCGUUGGCAUGUUUGCGGUCGGAUUGGGCGGGAUCCCUUGGAUUAUCCUUCCGGAACUUAUUCCAUCUCACGCUCUCAGCCUGGCGGCCUCGUUGGGAACUGGAGUAAACUGGGGAUGUGCCUUCUUGUUGGCUUUCAUCUUCCCCGCUGCCGUGGAUGCAUUGGGCUACUCUGUUUUCCUCGUCUUUGCGACCUUCCUCGCUCUGGCAUUUACGUUGACGUACACAUUCAUUCCGGAAACUUCUCGAGGCCGCGCAACCCACUCAGUACGCCUUUGAGAUGGGUGUUUAAAUAUGUGGGUCCAGUUGCUCCUUCUCUCUAAGGAUCGCAUUGCGUCGUGAGCUUUCUUUUUGGCAGUUCGUGACGGUCAAAUGCUUUUGGUUUGCUGCGAUAGUUUUUGAAUUUAUCUUGUAUGUACAGUACUUGUGUAGCUUGACAUGAGCUGGUAUCUUUCUCAGAAACAUGUGCAGGACUCGGCUGUGCUCGCAGGCGGCUACGUCGCGCUGUCGAAAUCCGUUAAAACGUAACUCCGAUGCAGCCGGAACAAGAAAAUUCGCACGCACACUGCCGGACAAGAUUCAGAUCGGCUCAUGUAGGUCCUGCAUACACGGCUAUGCCAUUAUGUUCUCCGGGAAGAAAUCUCGUAGGAAUACUCUUUACCCGACCCUGGUAUAUCGGAUGCCUCUCUGUACAUCUAUGCCCAGAAAGAAUCGCAGACGAAGGUUGAACACAUCGGAAUAAGACACAGC
Molecule: messenger RNA, 2205 nt
Organism: Fimicolochytrium jonesii
Lineage: Eukaryota; Fungi; Chytridiomycota; Chytridiomycetes; Spizellomycetales; Powellomycetaceae
Product: major facilitator superfamily domain-containing protein
Exons: 8
Coding region: 268-1734 (488 amino acids)
Biological process (GO): monosaccharide transmembrane transport
Cellular component (GO): membrane
Molecular function (GO): hexose transmembrane transporter activity
Source: RefSeq, a predicted model, not a curated record